UUUUAUUAGUUGUCCUGUUUGUGUUAGUUGUCGCUCAGACGACUGGCAGUUAGCGCAGUUAGCUAGCUUAGCAUUCGCUCGCUCGCUCUCGGCGCUGAGGAUGCCGACUUUGCGGGACAGCAGCGCGAGCCACCCGGGCGACAACCCUCACCAGGUCCGGGUCAAGGCCUACUACCGCGGGGACAUUAUGAUCACACACUUUGAGCCGUCCAUCUCAUAUGAGGGUCUGUACAGUGAGGUGAGGGACAUGUGCUCUCUGGACAACGACCAGCUCUUUACCAUGAAGUGGAUUGACGAAGAAGGAGACCCCUGCACCGUGUCCUCUCAGCUGGAGCUGGAAGAAGCUCUGCGUCUGUAUGAACUGAACAAAGACUCUGAGCUCAUCAUCCACGUGUUUCCGUGUGUCCCGGAGAAACCUGGCAUGCCUUGUCCAGGAGAGGACAAGUCUAUUUAUCGGCGUGGCGCACGACGCUGGAGGAAACUCUACUACGCUAAUGGACACGCCUUCCAGGCCAAACGCUUCAACAGGCGUGCACACUGUGCUAUCUGCACUGACCGGAUCUGGGGUCUCGGACGCCAGGGCUACAAGUGCAUCAGCUGUAAACUGCUCGUCCACAAGAAGUGUCACAAACUCGUCACGCUGGAGUGUGGCAGACAGUUACAGGAGCCAGUGUUGGAGCGAGUGGAUCAGUUGCCACACCCAGCUGAACACCCAGAGCCAGUUCUCCCUCAUAAGAACUCCAGUGAGAGCAUCAAUCACAUGGGAGAGGAGCAUGAGGCGGUGAGCAGCAGGGACCCAGGUAAAGCCCCCUCCAGUCUGGGUCUGUCCGAUUUUGACUUGCUCAGGGUGAUUGGACGAGGGAGCUACGCUAAAGUGCUGCUCGUGCGCCUGAAGAAGACGGAGCGCAUAUACGCCAUGAAGGUCGUUAAGAAGGAGCUCGUUAACGACGAUGAGGACAUAGACUGGGUCCAGACGGAGAAGCACGUGUUUGAACAGGCCUCCAAUCACCCAUUUCUGGUGGGUCUUCACUCCUGCUUCCAGACUGAGAGCAGACUCUUCUUUGUGAUUGAGUAUGUAAAUGGAGGAGACCUGAUGUUCCACAUGCAGCGACAGAGGAAGCUUCCAGAGGAACACGCCAGAUUCUACUCCGCUGAGAUCAGUCUGGCUCUAAACUACCUGCACGAGCGAGGCAUCAUCUACAGAGAUCUGAAACUGGACAACGUCCUGCUGGAUUCUGAGGGACACAUCAAACUCACCGACUACGGCAUGUGCAAGGAGGGUCUGAGGCCUGGAGACACCACCAGCACAUUCUGUGGGACCCCAAACUAUAUUGCCCCUGAAAUCCUGAGAGGAGAGGACUACGGGUUCAGUGUGGACUGGUGGGCGUUGGGGGUGCUGAUGUUCGAGAUGAUGGCAGGCAGGUCUCCCUUCGACAUUGUGGGAAGCUCAGACAAUCCAGACCAGAACACUGAGGACUAUUUAUUCCAGGUGAUCUUGGAGAAGCAGAUCAGAAUCCCCAGGUCUUUGUCAGUGAAAGCAGCCAGUGUAUUGAAAGGAUUUCUCAACAAGGACCCUAAGGAGCGCCUGGGUUGUCAUCCUCAGACAGGUUUUGCUGACAUUACGGCUCAUCCUUUCUUCCGAAAUGUAGACUGGGAGCUGAUGGAACAGAAGCAGGUGGUUCCUCCCUUUAAGCCCAACAUCUCUGGCGAGUUUGGACUCGAUAACUUUGAUGCCCAGUUCACCAACGAGCCCAUCCAGCUCACUCCUGACGAUGAUGAUGUGGUGAAGAAGAUUGACCAGUCAGAGUUCGAAGGCUUUGAGUACAUCAACCCACUGCUGAUGUCAGCGGAGGAGUGUGUGUAAGGAGAGUGCUUACACACUCGGGCAACAUCUGAGACAGACAGGAAAUGUCCAUCGGAGCACGUGUGUGUUUGUGUGUUUGUGUGUGUUUGUGUGUGUGUGUGUAGAGCAUUGUUUUUGCCAAAUCUGUUUAUUUUUUUAAAAUAUACUUCGUAGAUUCACUCCCCUCUCUCUCCCUCCCUCUUUCUCUCUCUCUCUCUCUCUCUCUCUCUCUCUCUCUCCUGUCUCUCUGUCACCCUCUCUUUCUCUCUCUCUCUCUCUCUCUCCCUCCUGUCUGUCUCACUCUGGCUGUCUCUGUCUACUGGGCCUUGGACACUAAUGACCAAAUGAAACACUACAUGUACACACACACACACACACUGGAGCUUGUUAAUAAAUAUAUCAUUUUACAGUUAAUUAUGCAUUCCUCACACACACUACAGGCUACACACUACUCUCAUUCUGUCAUAGUGUGUGUGUAAGAUCUCUGGCAUACCCUCCUCUGUUUUUAGAUGAAAUGAAACACUAAUGGAAUUCCACUGUUCUUAUUCCUGUUAUUUUUAUUAUCACUGUUAUUAUGUUUGUUUCUCUGAUGAAGCUGUUAAAUAGAGAAAAAAAUCAGUUUUAAAUAAAAACACAUGGGAUAAUAACCAUGGUCCAACUCUUAUUACACUCUUCCACACAGCACUGAGUUCUGGACUCUGAUUGGUGGAUCAGGUGUUGAUUGAUUCUCUCUAACAGCUUUAUAUUAAUGCACUCUCAUACCUUAUGGUUUCCAUAGCAACAGCUGGCUCACAGGGGCGUGUACAGGAAACAGACCGUUAAUGUGAGGUUUUUAUCUAAUUGCUUUAGGAGAAGGAGUCUAGAAUGUUGAUGCUUUGUAACAGUCAGAGGUAAAGCUGUAACAUUUACAGAUGGAAGAAGAAGAGGAAGCUAAUACGAAGCUAUUGAUUAGCAAAAUUAGGAGCAGUUCACUCCAGUGCUCUUCACUUUCAAACACGGGGCAAUAAAAAAAAAAAAAAAAAAGCCAGUCAGGUUCUGUAGGUUGCAUCUGAAUGACACCCAGAGCUAUACGCAGUUUUUCCUUCACACACACACACACACUGCAGACUUAACAAAUGGUGCCUUAGCUUUGACCCUUGUGAGCUGAGGUCAUGUGACUACACAGACCAGCAGGGGUCAGGAGGUCACAGUGGGAGACACCAGGGUCAAGAGGUCAUUGUGAAUCUGUGCACUGUGUGUGAACUUUAAAGACGUGUGUGUGUGUGUGUGCUGAGAGACACAAAAAGCUGACAGCGUGUAAAACACACACCGCGAGUGUAAAUGUCAUACUCCUUCG
Hemibagrus wyckioides is the source of this 3179-nucleotide messenger RNA. It is a transcript of the gene prkci, whose product is annotated as protein kinase C, iota. The record is from RefSeq and is a predicted model, not a curated record. Gene Ontology annotation, molecular function: protein serine/threonine kinase activity; protein binding; ATP binding. NCBI's taxonomy places the organism in Eukaryota, Metazoa, Chordata, Actinopteri, Siluriformes, Bagridae. The transcript has 18 exons. The coding region runs from base 101 to 1864 and encodes 587 amino acids. Gene Ontology annotation, biological process: protein phosphorylation.